AUGGGGGCCUUGACGGUCUUGGCCUUCUGCGUGCUGGCAAGCCUGCUUGCCGCGGAGCGCGCCGAGCGGCAUCUGCAGGUCCACAGGGCCGACGCCAAGCCUUCAAGCCGCACGCACAUCGAGGAGGUCGCAGCCGGCAGCGCCACGAGGCUCGGCGCUGCCACGUCUGAGUGUACCGGGCCGGAGGCCUUAAGGUCUGCCUUCCUGGAGCUCGGGAUCCCGGCUGAAGAGCUCGCAGGUGAUCCCUGCUACUGGCCUGGAGCCGGCUGCGAUUCGAGAGAGUGCGUGGUGGAGAUCGACUUGUCAGGGCGGCCGCUCUCGGGCCGCGUGGGAGUCCUUCCGCGGGAGCUGGACUUUCUGGACCUUUCGAAUACCAAAGUCCACGGAAACACCAGCGCCUUGCAACACCUGACGCAUUUGAUGCACCUGGACCUCGACAACACCCAAGUUGCCGGCGACCUCCAGCCACUGGCUCCCCUCACCCAGCUGCAGGCUCUGUACCUCGAUAACACCCAAGUUGCCGGCGACCUCCAGCCACUGGCUCCCCUCACCCAGCUGCAGCACCUGCGCCUCUUAAACACCCAAGUUGUGGGCAACCUCCAGCCACUGGCUCCCCUCACCCAGCUGCAGGAAUUGUACCUCUCUAACACCCAAGUUGCCGGCGACCUCCAGCCACUGGCUCCCCUCACCCAGCUGCAGGACCUGCGUCUCUUAAACACCCAAGUUGCCGGCAACCUCCAGCCACUGGCUCCCCUCACCCAGCUGCAGAAGCUGUUCCUCUCCAACACCCAAGUUGCCGGCGACCUCCAGCCACUGGCUCCCCUCACCCAGCUGCAGGUCCUGGGCCUCUCCAACACCCAAGUUGCCGGCGACCUAAAGCCACUGGCUCCCCUCACCCAGCUGCAGGACCUGGGCCUCUCCAACACCCAAGUUGCCGGCGACCUCCAGCCACUGGCUCCCCUCACCCAUCUGCAGUUCCUGUACCUCUCCAACACCCAAGUUGCCGGCCACCUCCAGCCACUGGCUCCCCUCACCCAGCUGCAGGUCCUGUACCUCGCUAACACCCAAGUUGCCGGCGACCUCCAGCCACUGGCUCCCCUCACCCAGCUGCAGGUCCUGUCCCUCGCUAACACCCAAGUUGCCGGCGACCUCCAGCCACUGGCUCCCCUCACCCGGCUGCAGGAGCUGCGCCUCUUAAACACCCAAGUUGCCGGCGACCUAAAGCCACUGGCUCCCCUCACCCAGCUGCAGCGCCUGGACCUCUCCGACACCCAAGUUGCCGGCGACCUAAAGCCACUGGCUCCCCUCACCCAGCUGCAGGAAUUGUACCUCUCUAACACCCAAGUUGCCGGCGAGCUGCAGCAACUCAAAGCCCUCGGCCAGCUGCAGAUCCUGCAUCUUAGCGGAGCCCCUGUGAAGGGCCAGAUUGAGCGGCUCACCGACUGGCCAAACCUGACUGAGGUCGAUCUCAGCUCCACGCAAGUUCACGGGCGCCUGGACUUUUCGUGGCGCGGAUCGCUGAGGAAGCUUGCUACCCUCAACCUGGCGGGCAGCCAGGCCGAGUUCCUUCCCAGCAGACAGUUGUUCCAGUUCCAGGACUUCUUCAUCGAGGAUUCGUCCCAGAGGCUCCUGCCAGCACUGAUGACCCUGGACGUCUCAAAGUGCCCUCUCAACGGUCCUGUGGCAGACCUCCUGAUGCCGCUGGCGGCUUCAGGGCAACUCACCCGCCUGCUCGCCAAGAGUGCCAACCUCUCUGGACAUGUCCCAGACAUAGCUUGCCUGAAGGCAGCAAGAGUAGAUGGCCGAGUCUAUAACGAGUACUGCGGACUACUAUUGGCCAAGUCGCUGCAAGCGCUGGACCUCUCGGGCAACAAGAUUACCGGUGUGGACGCCCUGAAGGUCCAGACUUUUGUCUCAUUAGCCGAGAACCCACCGAUCACAUUCGCCAAUGGUACUUUACAGAGUACCCUCGACAAGCACCUUCAGCUAGACCUAACUGGCACAGCCAUCACGAACACACGGGAGAUAGCUCAUCUGUUGGAGACACGUGCCUUGCAGAUGACAUCUCAGACAACCAGCACAAACGCCACGGGCGGCUACAGCUGCCACGACGUGACGUCGAACUCACUGAGAGUGAGCUCUCACUUGUUUUGGCCAGAAGGCCUAUGUGGCUGCACGGCAGGGUACGAAGGCAGCAGCACCCACUGCAGCGAGUGCGGCCCCAACACCUUCAACGCUGCCUUCAACAGCUCCUGCCGUCCCUGCCCAGCAAACAGCACCGCGGGCAAAGGCACUGCCUCCAUCGAUGGCUGUCGGUGUGACUGGGGAAGGAUGAUUAAGGAUGCCUGCCAAUGUGACGCCGGAAAAGCCUUAUCCCAGAGCGCCUGCGAAGACUGCAGCGCCCUCCACCUGGACUGCCCUGUCGGAAGCACCGUGCAUACGGCGAAGCCUCAGGUGGGCUACGCGCGGCUGGUCAGUCAGGCUUCCGUGGUUUUCAGGUGCUUGGAUCCGGCUGCGGAGCGCUGCAGUGCUUCAGGGAGCUCCGACAUGGGCUGCACGACCGGCUACGAGGGGCCUUUGUGCGUCGCCUGCUCGGAGGGCUACCGCAGCCGCUCCCGCCAGUGCAUCAAGUGUGAUCUGGCUUCCGACGACACUCGUGGGAAAGCGGCCGGCGUCGCCACAACCGUGGCAGUGGUAGCGGUGGUGGCAGGUGGCGUCUACUUUUGGAGGAGCCGUGCGGCGGAUUCAGGGCCGGCGGAUGCAGCACCCGUGCCGCAGGGCGUCUUGCAGCCGCUGCUUCUAGCCCAGGGCCCUGUGCUGCUCCAGCUGUUCCAGCUGUGGGGCGUGCUGGUGGCCCUGUCCACACAUCGGGACCAAGGAGGUGGUGGUGGAGGCAGUGGAGGUAGUGGAGGUGUUUGGGAAGAGGAAUAUGUGCAGUGGCUGCAGAUGACAGCCAAGGGCUUCCGCGACGCCAUGAGCCUAGAGUGUGCGUACGGCAGGAGCGCCCAGUCCCUCAGCGCCUUGGCUUCGCCCUGCAUCCCGCUGCUGCUGCUGGCACUGUGCAUGCCUUUGGAGGCGGUGCGGCAUGGAGCCGGCGUCAGCUCGGCCCUGAAGUUGCUGACGGCGCUUUUCAUCGGGGGAGCCUCCAGCUGCACGGCCCUGCUCAGCUGCCGCCAAGUCGACGGAGGUGGCGAGCCCUUGCUGGAGCAUGCCUUCCGCGUGGCCUUGCCACUGGUGACGUGCGACGCAAGGGGUGGAGAGGCAGCCUGGGCAGACGGCGUGGGCAUGACGUGCGCAGUGAUGUAUGGACUUGUCAUUCCGGGGCUGCUGCUUUACCUGAUCCUCAAGCAGCACCGAGCUUUGGAGCUCAGCAGGCGCUUCGCCGGACUCGCAGAGGAGGAAGGUGACUUGGUGAAGGUGAGGGUGGAGCCCUUGUGGCGAACGGUGUCGGCAAAGGACCAGGAGUCAUCCAAGCAUCUCAUGGCUGCGGCUGCGGCGCAUUGUCUACUCUUUUCCGGGCGUGUUCGCCUGCAGCUCCAGAAGGGCCACGUGAUCCUCCAAUCAGUAGAGUCAAAGAGAGAGCAGGACGACGCAGUCUUCAACGUGACCUCGGCCACCUUGGCCGCCGCCUUUGGAGCUACGAGAGAUGCAGACAUGCGGCGCUGCCAGUCGAUGACAAGGAUGUUGACGGAACGCUGCGUCCUGGAAGAAGUAGCUCAUUCGGACAGAGUUCUGGCCGGGGCUAAGGAGCUGCUGUUCAAGUAUGCGAUGCUACGCGACGUUUGGUUCGAAGUUGCCAUGAAGUUUGUGGCUGUCAUCCUGGUGGCCGUGGCCUCCACAGAAAGCGGCCUCAAGCUGACUUUGUGCUUCACGCUCGCGACGGCCAUUGCCGUUGGCACUCUGCAGCCCUACAGACAGCGCCAGGUGAACGACCUGCAGUGUUUCUGCUUCAUUUGUCUGGCUGCGGCUUCCAUCGGCUUCGCCCGGGGGUGGGUGGCCCUGGCACGCGGAGCGCUGGCUGCUCCGUUCCUCCUGGCUGGCGUGCAGGUCUUACGUCCAGAUGGCCUCGAUGCGCUGGCACUGCGCCUGUUCAAGGAGGUGGAGCGUCACUGGCCCGCUUUGGAGCGGGAGGAGUCCGUGGAGCUCUUGGUGUAG
This is a messenger RNA of Symbiodinium sp. CCMP2456, 4155 nucleotides long. Lineage: Eukaryota; Dinophyceae; Suessiales; Symbiodiniaceae. The record is from the annotation of a GenBank genome assembly.